UCAUUGUGACAAUAAGCACGCACGCAUCAUGAUUUAAUUACUGUUUGGACUUAAACCAAUAUCAAUCAAAUAUUUCCAAUAUCAAAAUGAAGUUACACAGAUCCAUACUGACAGCACUAAAAUUAUACUCUCGUUUUGAAUAUAUCAGCAGAUAAAGCUUGAAUGUGUGUAUGUGUGUUCUAUCAUCUAUCAAGAAUCUGGCAGAUCGUCGUCAGACUACUUUCCGAUUAUCAUAUGAAGUAUGUAGAGUGUUCAUAUAGAAAACAGUUUGUUUUCGCGUACAAGAGGGCUUGUGUUGUCGGUGAAGUUUAUCGAGUCGGAAGGCACGGCCUUGGUCUCCCAUGGUUACUCAUCGACCGAUCGCCGGCAUGCCCGCAGGUCUACAGUUCACCGAUCCCCAAAGUCCCCGCACGGAAGGCCAACGAACAAUAGACGUAUUGCUCGACGGUUACGGAGGUCGGGACGAGAAUUUUUCGCUGGAUAUCAAUCGCUUGCGUCAGAAGCAUGCAGAUUUGCGUCAUGCAGAAUCGGUAUUAACAAAGGUAGCUGGAGGAAGGUUUUAAAAAUGUAAUAAAAUAUUUAUAUUCGUUUCUUGUGUAAAACAAAGCCAUUAUAAAAAUUGAGAAACUAGUUGUUUUUUUGCGAAAUCAAGCAGUUGCAGAUCCAACCGGGUGGCCUGUCAAGAGAGAACGCCGCAUUGCUCCUGCGCAUCUAUAAGGCGAUUGCAUCUCGCGACUUGGCUCACGACAUGAAUCACGACAUCCCGUUCGCCGAGCAACGACGACGUGUGCCGCCGCCGCUCCAGUUGCGAGUUUUUUUUUUUUACGGCGUUGAUACGACGCCGUGUAACACAAAUACGCCGCCAGCCAGAAAUACCGGUGCUCGCGGAAACGCGCGCGUUGAAGUCUCUCGAGUUUGUGGAUGAGUCACACUCGGGCCGGACGGUUUUUUGCGGCCCGAGACGGGCCUCGCGGACGUCGCUUCCUGCGCGGCCGAGCUGCUCAUGGUGCAUGCAAGCGUGGUACCGAACGGACGACUCCGAAUACAAGCCGAGGGGCCGCGAAUGCGAAUCGUUUGGAUAUGUUUGAAAGCACUUUGGCAUUUAUUUUAGACCGCGUUACGAGUUUCAUUACCGAGCACGUCAGAUCGACACCCUCGCGAUUUAGAGCGGCGCACAAGUUUCCAGAUGUGGAUUUUAAUCGCGCGACGAGGGAGAUUAAAUAUAGGCGGCUUACGCGCGACUCUACGACCUGCGGCCUUGUCUGCUCGAGCCUGAACGCUACGACCGUUAUAUUUGCUUAAACGCUAUCGAAUGUACACACUAUCUAUUUGCCCGCGACGGGCAAUGAGUCACAGAUCCGUGACGCUGACGGCGACACGGUGCGCCAAUCGGCGCUGCGUCUGCAAUUUGCAAAAUGCCGUGUGCCGCACGCGAGCAAGGGAUAAUUGCAUACGGUUGCGUCUUUUUAACCGGCGGUUUAAUGCCGUUGCCAAGUUGGAGACGAUCCCCCGGAGGAGUCGUGACUCACGACUCCUGUCCAAUUCCCAAUCCUCCGUUCUUGCGACACGUCGAUAACGGAUGGCAUCGACGAUAUAGGAACGGCGCAUCCCGCGAAAUAAAAAUUCAGCAGAGAUUGCGACCAUAUAUCACCGCGAGGAGGCCGCGACUGGCACGAAUACGUAACUAUCUUCGAUUUAGUCGAGUCUGGUGGCCUCGUGCCUUUCGUGUCUACGCGUCAUAAGCAUACAUGUAUCAGUCCUAUAAUAUAUUAAAAUAUUUUCAACUGCA
This is a messenger RNA of Wasmannia auropunctata (little fire ant), 1789 nucleotides long. RefSeq lists its product as uncharacterized. The record is from RefSeq and is a predicted model, not a curated record. The coding region runs from base 342 to 563 and encodes 73 amino acids. Lineage: Eukaryota; Metazoa; Arthropoda; Insecta; Hymenoptera; Formicidae. The transcript is spliced from 2 exons.